Stomoxys calcitrans (stable fly) is the source of this 3711-nucleotide messenger RNA. RefSeq names its product retinoblastoma family protein. The record is from RefSeq and is a predicted model, not a curated record. Bases 228 to 2837 code for a protein of 869 amino acids. Gene Ontology annotation, biological process: negative regulation of G1/S transition of mitotic cell cycle; regulation of transcription by RNA polymerase II; cell differentiation. Gene Ontology annotation, cellular component: nucleus; transcription regulator complex; chromatin. Gene Ontology annotation, molecular function: RNA polymerase II transcription regulatory region sequence-specific DNA binding. Lineage: Eukaryota; Metazoa; Arthropoda; Insecta; Diptera; Muscidae. The transcript has 15 exons.
UUCUUUCAUAUCGGUUGGGGGGAGACUAUAUUUGUGUUUUUCUGAGUCGACAAAGACAAAAAUUUGUCAUUAUUGGCAAGUCUACUAAGAAAUAAAGUUAACAACGCUAGUGCUAGUGGCUUUGUUCCUUUUUAAAUGUGUAGCAACAAUACAUUUGGACUGUGAAGACCUUGCUAGUGUAUAUAUUUAAUUCAACAGACCCUAUAGUAAACGUUUUGACUAUCAUAAUGACCCAAUCUCGCGAAGAUGAAACCGAAGCUAUACGUGCUAGAUAUGAGGAAUUGUGCCGCGAACUUAACAUGGACAGGGAGACGGAAGAGUUGUCAUGGAACAAGUACCUAGAAAUAUCUCAGAGUUGUUCCCUAGAGGGAGACAAAUUACAUUGGUUUUGUUGUGCUCUAUAUGCUGCUUGCCGUGGUUCAUAUACUCCAACUGUGGGAGGUGGUAAAAACGAUGUUGUUUUGGGCAACUGCAUAUCCGUGGUUAAAUUGCUAAGAAAUUGCAAUAUGAGCAUUUAUGAAUUUACCUCAAAGAUGAGGAAAUGGUGUGAAAUGGCAAAACUACCCGAGCAGUUUCUGAAUCAAAUCAAUAAAAUGGAACGUAGUUACAGCAUAACUUCGAAUGUUUUUAUGCGUUAUACCGAUAUAUUUGAGCAACUUUUUGUUCCACCACCCAAUGAGAAGAAAAAUUCCAAAUUCAGGACUGCUAAAUGCCCAUAUGGAAAAUUAUUUAAAAUAAGUUGGUACCUAUACCUCUGUGCCAAAAAUCAGAACCAAGUGACUGACAUUGUAAUGUCAUUCCAUCUUUUAAUCUGGUGUAUUGACCUAAUUUAUAGAAAUGUACUAAGCGAAAAUCCCGAUCUCAUUAAUCCAAAGUUUGUGGGCGUGCCACCCAAGUGGGGACAACCAGAUUUUGAUGCUCGAAUUUUGAAAGACUAUUGCAUUAUUGAGCCACUGUGUAAUAUGACGAAUGCUUCACCACAUGAUGCCAUAAAUAUGAAGGAAACAUUCAAAAGGAACAUACAGGAUUUCCUCGACUCUAAUACUCUGUGUGGCAGCGAAGAUACUUUGGUGUCCAAUGCCAAUUUUGAACGUAAUUUGAGGUCUUUGAAAGGCGCCUACGAACUCUAUGUAUUGAAUAUGGGCGAAUUAGAUGAACGAAUUUUGUUGGAUUAUCGCAAGAUUAAUAGUUCACAUGAGUCAUCUGGCAUAAAAAUUGAUUUACAAUCCGAUAUAAAGUCAUUGAUGCCCAAUACACCAUAUACUAGGAAAGAAAGCCUGCCCAGCAAAGAUGGCAUCUUAGAUCCGGUGGCAAAUGCUACAAACAAUGUCAAGAAAUUACGUGAAAUUUCCAAUAUAACCGAUUACACAGAUUUUAUAAGGAAAUCUACAAGUGAAGAGGUUAUGAAGAAAAUGCAAGACCAAGUCACAGUUAUGUCUAAGAUAUUCUACAACAAGUUCCCCAACAAGGAAGAGUCUGUGAACAAAUUUCAACUAGCAAAAUCAUUGUAUUACUAUUUAAUGGACAAAAUUCUACAAUCCGAAGUAACCAAUAGGCACAUCGAUCUCAAUAUAAUACUACAAAAAAGUGAUAGCAUCAAUACUACACUAAUUGCAUGCAGUGUUGAAAUAGUUCUUGAUGCCUACGAUUCACCUCUGAAGUUUCCCUGGAUUUUGGAAUGUUUCAGUAUUACUGCUUUCGAAUUUUACAAACUUAUCGAAAUUAUAGUCAGAAGUCACAAUGGCAUACUAAACCGGGAAUUGAUUAAGCAUCUUAAUCUAAUAGAGGAAAUGUGUUUGGAUAAUUUGGCGUGGAAAAAGUCUUCGCCACUCUGGGAGUUGAUUAAAAAGGAGCCUAUGCCGCUACCAACAUGGUCGGAAGUUAAAGUUAACAAUAGCGAUUGUUCUGAACCGCAAUUACAAUCACCAAUGAACUCUGCGUUUGAUACGUUCAGUGCCGCAUCUACACCUGUAGUCAAUGAAUCUGUAAGAAGAGAUCUCUUUAAUACGCCCAAAGAGAGUGCUACAUCCCAAAUCAUUAACAAAAAUAAUGAUGUCAGUAGACAAGCAAUUGCUCCUAAGCGCUCUAAACCCUUGAAAUUAUUUCUCAGAAAGUUUUAUACACUUGCCUGGCUGCGCAUAAAAGAAUUAUGCAGAGAACUGGAUCUUGGGGAUGAGAUGGUGCUUAAAAUAUGGACUCUAUUUGAAUAUUCCAUAACGAAGAGAACCGAAUUGAUGCAAGACAGACAUUUAGAUCAAAUUUUUAUGUGUGCAAUAUAUUUAUAUAUAAAGGUUGGCGAAGUAAGUGAUAAACUUUUUAGAGACAUAAUGAAGUUCUAUAGAAAACAGCCACAGGCUACAAGCAGCAUUUACAGGGAAGUCCUAAUUAAGGCAGAUGAAGAUGAUAUAACAGAAGUGGGAGACAUCAUAAUGUUUUACAACGAAAUUUAUAUGCAAAAGAUGACACCAUACGCUUGGAAUUUCAGCAAAAAGAAACCAGAGAAUUCGGAUAAUGUUUUGCUUUUAUCGCCACAUCCAACUGAAAAGCAAACAUUUCCACAACAACUCUCGGGAAAUCACUACUUUUUUGUUCAUGCUUUGGACAAAAACGAAUUGGACAAAUACACGGCCUCGCCCAAUCAACUAAUAUUUGAAAUUUGUCGCAGUCCUGGCAAGGAUCUAGAGAAGAUAAAUGCCAUCAUUAACAGCAAUGGAAAACGUAAUCUACCCUUUGCCUUAAUGGACCCAGCAGAUGAACCAGAUAGAAAACGAACAAGAGGUUCCGGAAAUCAGGCUCUUUUAAAAAUGAUGAAAGAUCGUCAACAAGAACACCAAUAAUUGCGCUCGAGUUUUUAUAAAACCAACUUUUUUUAUUUAUUCAACGACAAAAUGAAAUCCGUAGUUUGCACAAGAUUUUAUAUUCAAUUAUUAUUAUGUUUUAUUCAAAAGAGAGAGAGAGAGAGAUAGAGAAAAAGCAAAAUAUUGGUUUAUAAUAUAAAAAUGAACUUUCCUGUAUAUAAUUCGCUAAGAGAACCAUUUAUUAUCACCAACAUUUUCUAUAUGAAAGUUUCCCUUUAGAAGUAUUUGAACUCAUAAAUUUUAAUUUUUAAUUUUAUCGAAAUAAUCAUUCUAAACUACUAUUAGAAAUUUUAUUAACAUAAAAACUAAACAAACAUACAUACAUACUUACAUAUGUAUAUUUGAAUUAACAACGCGUUGUUUUAGAAUGAAUUCCAUCAACUAUCUAUCUAUAUAUAUGCACUAGUAUAUAUAAAUCUAUUUAAAAUGAAAAAAGUCUUUAGUUAUGUACAUUGUAUUGCUAAUACUAACUUUUUUGUUAACAAAAUUUCGUCGUAUAGAAAUGACAAAUAAUUAUCUAAUAACGUGAAAAACCAUGUAAAUUAUUCAAUAUUUAAUAAUAAACAAAAACUUUAAAUUAAUACGUAAAAUAAUUUUAUAAAUAGAUUGUUGUCAUCCAUCGUCCUAAUUCUCGCAUCCCGCUAUCUAGCGAGUUUUUGUUCGAAGAUUAAUUCCGUUAGUACAAAUUUGAUCAUGGCUUAUGAUCGUAAUUUGUCAAAAAGUUAUCGAUUUCGGGGAAGAAAAAUCCACACGCCGAACAUAUUUUGCCAUCUCAAAGGUAAACAAAGCAAAUGGUGGUAGUUUAAAAAAGUUAUUAGUACAAAAAAAUAAAUGAAACACGUUCUUCACAAUA